GUUUCACUAGGAAGUAGUAUUUUUAUUGCGCUCUUACGCGCCGGUAUCUGUUUUUUCUCCAUAAGCGGACCCGAAAGCGCACUGGUCAAAUAACCUAGAAAGGAAGCCAGUAUUCAGCUGAAAUGAUUUUCGAUUCGAGGAUUGUUUACUCUGUUGGCAUUUGGUGCUUGUGAUCGCCAUCUCGUCCAGGAGAUAAGGCAUUUCUGCACUUUCCCCAUCAUCUUAUCUCCACUGCCAUCUCUAUUGUCUGAAGCCGGGGGUCACGAGACGUCACGAAUUUUUUUUUUUUUAUUUCUAUUCCACAGUCAAAGUCGAUUACUCCGGAAAAAUAAUCUGACUGGUUUAUUUACACUAAACUAGACUGCAAAGAUACAGAUCUAACAUAGAUUAAAGAUAGUUUUGCAGCUCUGGCAGCUGAUUAAUGAUUGAUUCGUGAGUAAACGAAGUGAUUUGCAAGGAGGAUGUUGCAUGAAAAAAGCCACGGAAAGACACACGAGUAGCAGAAAGAGUUGGAGAGAGGACUUCAAGGCCAUCAGGACUUUUUUUGGACCUGUCAGCAUAUUACGGUACUGAAAAGUUCAGGUCUGCUAAAUCUUCCCUGUAAAACUCACAGCAACACAAAAAGGGGUGAAAAUGAUGCUGAGCCCAGAUCAGACGGAUCCCGAGCUGCCAUGGAGCCACUCGGACGCCGAAAGUGUGUUAAGUGAUAUGAAGGCUGGUUGCAUGUCCGAGGAGAUGAACACGGACGCUGAAGGGAAAGCCAAAGCUCUCACACAGCAACCGCUCACCCGCGAGGAAAAGCGACGGCGCAGACGCGCAACAGCCAAGUACCGCUCGGCGCACGCGACUCGAGAGCGCAUCCGUGUCGAGGCUUUUAACGUGGCGUUCGGUGAGCUGAGGAAGCUCCUGCCCACACUUCCACCUGACAAGAAGCUCUCCAAGAUCGAGAUCCUCAGACUGGCUAUUUGUUACAUCUCCUAUCUGAAUCAUGUACUGGACGUUUAGUCUGGAGAAUGGACACAUUUUCAAAAAAAAAAUGGAAAAAAAAAUAAAUAUUGAGAUGAAUUGUUUUCUUCAUAUAGGCUGGGUAAACUUACCUGGUUACUCGAUAACUAAUCGGCAAAGUGUUAGACAGACUUUAGGUAUUAGGCUGACUACUUUUUUGAAGGUUUUAUUUGAACGUAGAGCCGCUAUAAUGCCCCUUUAAACAUGGUGAGUGCUCCAAGAGUCGUGCGCCAUUUAAAAAACAGACUGCGGUCCCUGCUGUAGGCUAGACGUCCAAAUAGAGAUGCAAUAACGCCGAAAGGGACUUUAAAAUCACUUGAAUAAGCUUACAACAGUGUGGACAAGCGGAGAGAGCAGGCUGUAGACCACCAGUUGCACUGAGAUUGAACAGAAACUAGACUGAAUGCCGAGAAACUGCCUCGUACAUCUAACACGUCGUUUCUUAUUGAGGGAAAAAUAAAUCAAAAACAAAGUACGCAUAAGUGCCACUUAGAACAGUCUAUUUAUUUAUUUAUUUAUUUAUUUAUUUAUUUAUUUAUUUAUUUAUUUAUUUAUUUAUUUAUUUGCAAAUUUAUUUAUUUUUUUCCAAAUUAAUCGAGUACUUUGUUUGGUAUAUUUGUUUAUUAUUUUGGUUAUUUUAAUAUUGUACAAAUAUUACUGGGUGUUUGUAAUGUAGUCUAUCGCGUAAACGACGUUACCAUAUGUGUUAGACUGUGACGUUCAAAUUUGUACAAAUACACACACAGCAAACCCCCCCCACACACACACACCCACAUACACACACAGUUAUUUAUUUAUUUGCUUUUUAUUUUUAUUUUUAUUUUUAAAGAUAUGACUGCACUUUUUGG
Messenger RNA from Tachysurus fulvidraco (yellow catfish), 1853 nucleotides. RefSeq names its product helix-loop-helix protein 2-like. The transcript is spliced from 2 exons. Gene Ontology annotation, molecular function: protein dimerization activity; DNA-binding transcription factor activity, RNA polymerase II-specific; RNA polymerase II cis-regulatory region sequence-specific DNA binding. The coding region runs from base 634 to 1005 and encodes 123 amino acids. Gene Ontology annotation, biological process: regulation of transcription by RNA polymerase II. Lineage: Eukaryota; Metazoa; Chordata; Actinopteri; Siluriformes; Bagridae. The record is from RefSeq and is a predicted model, not a curated record.